This is a messenger RNA of Salvia miltiorrhiza (redroot sage), 1803 nucleotides long. RefSeq lists its product as uncharacterized. Lineage: Eukaryota; Viridiplantae; Streptophyta; Magnoliopsida; Lamiales; Lamiaceae. Bases 532 to 1803 code for a protein of 423 amino acids. The record is from RefSeq and is a predicted model, not a curated record. The transcript has 3 exons.
CUAUUAAUGUAACUUCGGACGUGGGCACUUAUUAUAAAAUCAAGUAUUUAGACAAAGUGAAGAAAAAUUUAAAGGAUAAAGGUGGUGAACAAUUGUUAAAUAGAUUUUUACGGGGUUGUUUUGGUCAUUUAUUGGAUUGGAAUCCUGGUCCGAAAUGUGCAAUGGCCGUUCAUCAAGUAGUCUCUCGCCAAAUAAAGUCAAGCCGUGAUGGUCUUUUCUUUUUAUUGAAUAAUACGAUAGUUCAUUUUUCAAAGAGGGAUUAUGCUUUAGUGACUGGUCUUAAUUUUGGUGAUUUUAAUGUAGAUAUGUCGCGUAAUCAUAAUUUGAGUGGAGUGGAAGUGUUUAAUAAAUUUAAUUGUGGUGAGUCUCAUGUGAAACUAUCAACCCUCAUUGAUCUUUUUUAGAAUUUUGAAAUUGAUGAUGAGAAUGGUAGUUUAUACUUGAGGAUUGCCUACAUUAUAGUCCUAUAUGGCAUGCUUGUAGGUUAUGAGACUGAUAAAACAAUUGAGCAUUGGGUUUGGGCAUUGGUAGAUGAUCUUUGAUGCAUUUAACCAAUUUCCGUGGGGGGCGUAUACGUAUAAUAGAUUGUGUUACUAUACGACAAAGUGCAAGUCUAAAAAACAUCAUAAAUUGUAUGGACCUGUUUGGGCGUUGCAUGUGUGGUCGCUUGAGAUUAUGCCCGAUUUAGGUAAUGUGGUCGGUAAUUGUGUUGCUGAGUUUGCGCACCCUAGAUGUUUGAAGUGGAAGUUUCGUAGUAGACCGGCUACGAAGGAUUUACGGCCCUUCUUCGAGAAAGAGGAGCAAGAGAUAUUGGAGUUGGUCGCGGACGAAUUUGAAGUCAGCACUAUGUACUACUUAUCUACCAUUGGUGUGUAUAUGGGGGCACAGCAUGAUGAACCUCGUGUGUAUAUGGGGGCACAACAUGAUGAAGCUCCUAAUCAGGAUUUCCCAUAUGGGCCUUCACACGACAUUCAUGUUCAAGAGCAAGAACAAGAGGAAGGAGGAGCUCUGCAUGAUAUACCUAUUUCUGCGCAUGAUUUGGCUGCGACAGUGAUGGACACAUGGGCGCGGAGUUCAUCUUCCCAUGAAGAGGGUCGUCGUAGACGAGCUAGGGAAAAGCGUGUUCGGCCACCUACUACAUCUUCAUCAUCUAGUAGCGGCGAUCAUGCUAACCGGCGUGUAGACCGUGAAUAUAUGGAGACAGUUGUGAGGAGGAUGGAUGAGGCACACGAGGAGAGAAUGAAAAGGCACAGCGAUGCUUUACAUGAACGGGUCAAGGGGACAUUGAAGGGGUUUUUCGAGGAGUUGAAGGGUUUUUUUAGUUGUAAGAGUGUCCGAGCUACGACUGUUCGUUCUCCUAUUCAUCGACCUACACCGGCACCCGAUGUAAGACAGAGUGAUGAUAUACCCGACGAGGGCACCGAGGAAGGCGAUGUUCCUCGUGUUGAUAAUGUUACACCAUCGCCAUAUGUGCCACAGUUUUCUCAAUUUGAUUUUGGUAGCACAUCUUAUUUGGGCACUGAUGCCGAGUUCCCUCGGUGCUCCAAUCCAAUUGAUCAAAUGAGAGUAUAUUUGGAUUUCAUGGGAGAGGAGUUGGCUAGUUUUAGAGAGCCAUCCCAACGCGUUGAGACACCGGUAUUGCCUAGGAGAAGUACACGUCAGAGAUUCCCAUCACAAGUAUUGGAGUCACCGUAUGCGGCAUCUGGAGAACCCAUUCUACUUUCGACAGCGGAGAUGGAUAAGUUUACGGCUUUCCUUAAUGGAGCCAUCGCAGCAUCAAACUCAGUGUCUCUAUAUGCAUAA